Molecule: messenger RNA, 2364 nt
Organism: Staurois parvus
Lineage: Eukaryota; Metazoa; Chordata; Amphibia; Anura; Ranidae
Source: the annotation of a GenBank genome assembly
GAAUGAUUGAGGACGGUGGGAAAAGGGCGAAUAACAUGGCCGACAAAAGGCAGUUGUUUGCAGAAAUGCGGGCUCAAGAUUUGGAUCGCAUUCGUCUGUCUACAUACCGAACGGCAUGUAAGAUUCGAUUUGUACAGAAGAAAUGUAACUUGCACCUAGUAGAUAUAUGGAAUGUUAUAGAAGCCCUUCGGGAAAACUCAUUAAACAACCUUGACCCCAACGUUGAGCUGAAUGUGGCACGAUUGGAGGCUGUGUUAUCAACGGUAUUUUACCAGCUCAAUAAGAGAAUGCCAACCACUCACCAGAUCAACGUGGAACAGUCCAUCAGCCUGUUGUUAAAUUUUCUGUUGGCUGCUUAUGAUCCAGAAGGACAUGGUAAAAUAACAGUCUUUGCUGUCAAAAUGGUUUUGGCCACACUGUGUGGAGGGAAAAUAAUGGACAAGCUUAGAUAUAUUUUCUCCUUGAUCUCGGACUCAAGUGGGGUAAUGGUUUAUGGAAAAUAUGACCUGUUUCUUAGGGAGGUGCUCAAACUGCCAACUGCUGUGUUUGAAGGUCCUUCAUUUGGUUAUACAGAGCAAUCUGCGAAAUCUUGUUUCUCACAGCAGAAAAAAGUUACCUUGAAUUCUUUCUUGGAUACACUUAUGUCUGACCCACCACCUCAGUGUCUUGUCUGGUUACCUCUCCUGCAUCGACUGGCGAAUGUAGAAAAUGUCUUCCACCCAGUUGAGUGUUCCUAUUGCCACAGUGAGAGCAUGAUGGGUUUCCGUUAUCGCUGCCAGCAGUGUCACAAUUACCAGCUCUGUCAGGAUUGCUUUUGGAGGGGACAUGCCAGUGGUUCCCAUAGCAACCAGCACCAAAUGAAAGAGUACACAUCAUGGAAAUCUCCAGCAAAGAAGCUUACUAAUGCACUUAGCAAGUCUUUAAGCUGUGCUUCCAGUCGCGAGCCUCUGCACCCAAUGUUUCCCGAUCAGCCGGAGAAGCCUCUAAACCUGGCUCACAUUGUGCCUCCCAGACCAGUUACCAGCAUGAAUGACACACUCUUCUCCCACUCUGUUCCCUCAGGAAGUCACUUUUCAAACAAAAUGUUACUUGACACUGUAAGCCUAACUAGUCCUGUGACAGAUGAGCAUUCUCUGAUAAAGCUGUAUGUAAGCCAACUGCAGAGCAUUCCACGGUCUUCCCAAAAGACCCCAGAAAUAGUACAGAGUCGGCAGCUGGCUAAGGCAGCUCCAGUGCUGCUGAAAGGAAAGGGGUUACAGUACAGCCUGGAUGUGGCAGACAGGCUGGCUGAUGAACAUGUUCUCAUCGGAGUAUAUGCCAACAUGCUCCAGAACAACCUUUCACGAAUGCUGGACAGUCCCAGUCGCCUAGAUGAAGAACACAGGUUGAUCGCCAGAUAUGCAGCAAGGCUGGCAGCUGAGACCUCUUCAUCACAGCCUCAACAGAGGGGCCCAGAUAUCUCUUUCACUAUUGAUGCAAAUAAACAGCAGCAGAGACAGCUUAUCGCAGAGCUAGAGAAUAAGAACAGAGAAAUAUUGCAGGAAAUACAGAGGUUGCGAAUUGAACAUGAACAGGCCUCUCAGCCCACACCAGAAAAAGCCCAACAGAAUCCCACUUUGUUAGCAGAACUCCGAUUGCUCAGACAGCGCAAAGAUGAACUCGAGCAGAGGAUGUCUGCCUUGCAGGAGAGCAGAAGGGAGCUGAUGGUACAGCUUGAAGGCCUCAUGAAUGAAACUGCUGAAGGAACAAGAAAUUGGACAGGCAACUCAGGGGGCAGGUUCCCCUCGCUCUUCUCCCAGUCACACCAUCAGCCGGCCUAUACCAAUGCCUAUUAGAUCCGCAUCCGCUUGUUCCACCCCUACUCACACUCCUCAGGACUCCCUGACUGGUGUUGGAGGUGACGUGCAGGAAGCAUUUGCACAGGGUGCAAGAAGAAAUCUGCGGAAUGACUUGUUAGUGGCAGCUGACUCUAUCACUAAUACCAUGUCUUCUCUAGUGAAGGAGCUCAAAUCAGAUGUGGGGAAUGAGGGAGAAGGCAGCGUGGAGACAGACUAUGGAAGGGUUCACUUUGAUGAUUUGGUUCCAUCCCCAACUUCAGAGAAAGCCUUCCUUGCCCAGAUCCAUGCCAGAAAACCAGCAUAUAACCAUAAUAAUUCUGCUACUGGCAACAUUCGUGCUGACAUGGGGACUGAAGACCCAUAUAAAGGCAGGAGGAUGAUGAAACCUAUGAGAAUGACUCUGUACGCCAACUAGAAAAUGAGCUGAAAAUGGAAGAGUAUCUGAAACAGAAGUUACAGGAUGAAGCUUACCAGGUCAGUUUGCAAGGCUGAAUGCAUUGUUCUUUUACCUUCCCCUCUUAAGUAA